Messenger RNA from Xiphophorus hellerii (green swordtail), 183 nucleotides. Its product is annotated as intrastrand cross-link recognition protein-like. The transcript has 2 exons. The record is from RefSeq and is a predicted model, not a curated record. NCBI's taxonomy places the organism in Eukaryota, Metazoa, Chordata, Actinopteri, Cyprinodontiformes, Poeciliidae. The annotation marks the transcript as partial.
UUGCUCCAACCACAACAACAGGGGCACCAACCACAACAACAGCAGCUCCAACCACAACAACUCCAUCCACAACCACAGCUGCUCCAACAACAACAGCUUCAACAGAGACACCAACUACAACAACAGCAGCUUCAACCACAACCACAGCUUCUCCGACCACAACAACAGAGACACCAACCACAA